AUGAGCAAAAUCUGUAUUUUAUUUAUUUGUCUGUUCGGCAUUUUGGCUCAACAUCGAGUGGCGGCUGCUAAACUCAAGUCAACAGGAAUCGUUCACAAAGAAAAACUAGACGACUACGAUGUUAAGAAAAAAGUUAUAUCAACACCGGAUGCUCCUAAACCAAUUGGACCGUACAAUCAAGCAGUUCAAAUCAACUACAUUCUCUUUCUGAGCGGUCAAAUUGGUAUUAAUCCUGCUACAGGUCAAUUAGUGUCGGAUGACGUUCGAAAUCAAACACAACAAGUUUUUCGUAAUAUUCAAGCUGUUUUAAAUGCUGCUGGAGCGGAUUUAAGACAAGUUGCACGAUGUCUUGUACUAUUAACUGAUAUGAAUGAUUUUCAAGCAGUUAAUGCUAUCUAUGCCUCGUAUUUUUCUUCUAUGGAGGAUUAUCCUGCAAGAACGACGUUCGCUGUGAAAACGCUGCCAGCCAAUGCAAAAGUUGAAAUCGAAUGUACGGCGUAUACGAAGAAAGAAUAG
Messenger RNA from Adineta ricciae, 516 nucleotides. NCBI's taxonomy places the organism in Eukaryota, Metazoa, Rotifera, Eurotatoria, Adinetida, Adinetidae. The record is from the annotation of a GenBank genome assembly.